UCAUCAUCAACAUAGAACCACUAUGAGGCGACUAUGAGAUAGCCGCUGCUAGACUGGUGUCAAGCGCUCCUGCCGCUGUAGGCUGUCGUGUAUCAGGCGCUCUUGCCUUCCAUCUAUAGCAAGCGCGAGGGUGUAAACCCGCUCCUGCCACAGUAAGUUGUCGUGUCGUAUAUCAACCGCUCCUUCCCAACCAAAGCCAAAACUACUACCAUUCAUGGCAAGAGCGAGGCUGAGGCUUCAACUGUGCUCCUGUCACAGCAAGAACGAAGCCGUGCCUGCCAUAGCCAUAUGAACGGCAUUUAACUUCGCCUUUCCCGCCAUAUUCUCCAUUCACAAACUUGCCAACUACACAAAUGUCGACAGCUGUCGUGGACACGGUGAAGUCCCAGAUUUCUUUCUCACUCUGUUCACCUCUGUAAUUUCCAUUUACUUGACGAUGCCACCCCUGGUAUGAUGGCAACAGCCGCGGAGUGCCUGAUGAGCCCCUGUUGGGCAUACCUGCAUAUACAGUCCAGUGCUUGGCUAUAUCACCACCUAGCGAAUCAUCUUGAUGUUUGACGAUUGUGCAUAGCCUCGCAUCGCCAAGCCUUCUCUGGUUAACAUCCAUGAGUUCAGUCUCCAGCAUCGUCGAACGAUAACCACAAAACUGCCGACGCCGAAGUCUCAGCUUCAGACCUCAACAAUGUCUCAAGUCGCGCCACAAGUUGACGUCGGCGGUCUCACGCUCAAUGGACUCGCAGCAUUCGCACCAGUCCUCUCAGCCCUGUCUGCUGACGACGUGACACCACUGGCCAUGGUUCAGAUGGAGAACUUGGGCUCUCUUUUUCAUAUCAACGGGCAAUACGCUCUCCAGGUCCCAGAUCUCCUUCAGCGAUGCAAAAGCACUCGGCUGGAUCGGCUCGGUCUACUCGUUGGCUGGCGGAAAGGCGAUUCGGCGUCGUUGAUGGCCCAGUCUGCGGGAGGUCAGGCUAUUUCACUACUUUCAAUGUGCAUACUAAAUCUCUACGAUGAGUUUAAUACAGGACGACUACUUUCUGGGCUGAGCAAAGCCAUGCUGUCCCAAACCGUUGCAAUAUCAAGCCCAUCACAGCUCGUCAAGGUCGCCAGGACUCUCAGUUCUAAACUUGAAGUGCUGGGAUUCGGCAACAUUCUCGCCUCCCAGGUCGUAAGGGUUUAUGACGCCUACAAACACUUUGGAAAACCUGUACCAGGUAACUUUUUGGACAAGAUUACACCAGAAUCCAUGGCGGAACUGUUGCAUGCCAUUACACGGGCCAUCCGAGAAGAAUCCAUCAUUGUUCGUAUUCGUGGCUCUCAGUCGAUGGGGCUUAUCUUGGCGAUUGUCACGAUAAUGUUUCCCGAAGAUGCGUUUGUCACCAUGGAGAAUGUGAUAGUCUUUGAGGGGCUACGGAAGUCAAUACUGGUUGAGUUUACGGACUCCGAUGGGUUCGUAAACUUUCAAAUAGAGUCGAAACUACAGAUCCACAAAACAGUCCCCAUUCUCCCGAUAGUAGAAGGCAUCAAGACACCUCCCAAUGAGGGGUACUGCUACAAAUGGACUGGAUGCAUGGCGGAUAUGCUGCAAGUUAUGUUUAUGGAAGACGGAAUGAUAUGCCCCGAGCCUCUCCGGAUUGCGUGUUGCGCCACGCUAGAGCCGUUGGCCAAAAAAUUGGACGGUGUUGACCAUCGAUCUGAUACAACGGGCUUCCGAAGAGGUCAUGGUGCCAUCAAAUUAUUGGGGCCCUAUCCUCAUGAGCGUAUAGACAAAAUCUGCCAGAAGCUCUGGAGAAUACCACCAGGUUGGGCUAAGCCUCCAUCAUCUGUGGAGAGCGCAUUCCAUGAUUUAGUACUGGCAUUCGAUGAGGCGACACCCACAGUCUCCUGCAGUUGCAUAACACAGACGCGAUGUUCUACGGAACUUGGCUGGCAGUUUCAUGACCAUCUCAGCAGGAAUUGGUCUUGCUCACUCUAUCGAUUGUGGAGUGCGGUUGGAAUGGCUAUUAGUUGUGGAUUCGCUUGUUUAUUUGUUGAUGCAGACGAUUGUGCAACCAUUCCAAAUCCAAUUGCGCUCACGUUUCGAUCGGCAUAUCUAAACAUUAUACUAGAUCUUCUGGAUCAGACGCAAGAUUUUUAUGCUAAGAAUGCUGAAAAUAAUAAGUAUGACUAUUGCGAAGUCAUCCACCGCUAUAUAAUGACGACCUGUACCAGGACGAACCGGGAUUUUGCUGGUAAUUAUGUUGCUGGUAGUUCGAAUUCGAGCACAGUCUACAUGGCAGCACUUCAAACGCCUCAACUUCCAAAUAAAAUGAAUGCCCCAUUUAUUUUAAUGGAAGGCCAGCUUGUUUUUAAUGGUCGAUACCACGCGUCGCUCAAGGCCGUUGGGCCAGUUAGGCCAGAUGCGGAAAAUAAUAUACACCAGGGCCAGCAAAUAACCCCGUCUAGUAUUGGAGAACACUCUAGUUUGGAGAUGACCAUAGUAGAGAGUAUUUCCUCCCUUGAAUUAACCUCGACUAUUCGUGUAGGAGGCGAAAUUGCGCAUCUCGUACUUGGGCAUACAAUCAUUGCUUCAUGGGCAGUUCGCGAGACAGAGCCAUGCGAUCACCCACCAGAUACGCCCUUGGAAUCACAGCACGAAGAUGCCGUGUUCACGACGUCUGUCGCAUCCCCCCUGGCAAGCAAGGGGAAGCUUGCGAUUGUGCAGGUUUCGCGAAACCCAGUUGCGCAGCUGUUUGCCUGUUGCCGUGGCCGACCUACACUAUUACAGGCGGAUUGCUGUCUGAAUUGUGCCUAUGAGGAGGCAGCCAAGAGAAAAUGUCAUAUGAUUUUAGUCGCAUAACAUUGUCAUAUUUCACUCAAGA
Molecule: messenger RNA, 2858 nt
Organism: Pseudogymnoascus verrucosus
Lineage: Eukaryota; Fungi; Ascomycota; Leotiomycetes; Thelebolales; Thelebolaceae
Exons: 1
Coding region: 683-2836 (717 amino acids)
Source: RefSeq, a predicted model, not a curated record